Messenger RNA from Mugil cephalus (flathead mullet), 10999 nucleotides. Its product is annotated as thyroid hormone receptor alpha. Bases 1888 to 3117 code for a protein of 409 amino acids. NCBI's taxonomy places the organism in Eukaryota, Metazoa, Chordata, Actinopteri, Mugiliformes, Mugilidae. Gene Ontology annotation, molecular function: nuclear receptor activity; RNA polymerase II cis-regulatory region sequence-specific DNA binding; zinc ion binding. Gene Ontology annotation, biological process: thyroid hormone receptor signaling pathway; positive regulation of transcription by RNA polymerase II; cell differentiation. The record is from RefSeq and is a predicted model, not a curated record. The transcript is spliced from 11 exons.
UUCUAUGGCUCCAUACAUUUGCAUUCGCUAAUAACAUUAAUCCUCCGGGUUGCCUGUAUUAUGUAACCUGUCCGCUGCGGUGAUCCUCCCCGGCCUGCGGGGGCGCUGCGGAACCUGGUGAUGAAUCGCUGCCGGCGGCUCCGCUCCGCUCCUCCUGACCCGCAUUCACCCGUACUGUACAGGCAUGGGGGAGGACCGAGUAUAGAGAGCUAGUAAACACUGUAGAGUUCCCUCUGCAGACCGUGGCCAUGACUUUGGCAGUACCGGGCGGCGGACGCGGCUCUCCCGUCUCCACGCACCUGAUCGCGGAUUGAAAGGGGAGGCUAACCCCGGUGGGGGUAGAGAGAGGCAUAAGCUGACGCCGACCGGAACGAUUUUCCAGACCAUCGCAGGAAGCAUCUGUUUUAAGGAAGACGUCCUGCCAUCUAAUGUUUUUAUCGAUAAAGAAGACGGGCCUCCAUCUUAAUGGCACCAGGUGGAGGGCUCUGAAGAAACCUUCCCGUUAAAAGGCCGAGCCGACAGCCUCCAUUUUUCUUCAGAUGGACUCUGGCAAACCACCAGCAUUCGUUUUCGAAAAACGUAAAACGCAAGAAUACACAUCAGGCGCGACCUCCGCCGCCCGCUCCGACCCGCGCAGAGAACGCCACUACCUCCCAAAGACAUAGAAAAAAAGAAGAAGAAGCAGCAGUUUCUUGUCCUUUUUCCUCUUUUCGUUUCUCUUCGUGAAACUUCUUUUUUUUUUUUUUUUUUUUUCCUUUUUUUUUCUCCGUCAUUUUACCUCAGGGAUCGUCUCCCACUGCCUACCUCCACCACCGAAACAGCCAACUCAGUGACUGGAACACGCCGCAUAUACAUCACCUGUGACCUCUCACUGUUGUUACCGUGACAACCUGUAUUGCCUCUCAAACUCUCCUCACUUGCAACCGUGAUGACCAGCAAUGACCUUGGACCUCCGCCACCUGCCAGCUCUAACCUGCCCGAAUUGUACUGAUCCACGCUUGCUUGGACCCGAGGCUAGUUAUACCUGGGAGGUGGAAGGUAGCCACACACUCACACUAGCCUCACCCCCUCCGUGCAGUACCCCUGGCAGGCAACUAUAUACCUCAGCAAACACACCUUCUGUGACACUGGAACGGGGAACAGAGGAGAACUUUUCAGCAACCGCAUUCACUAUCCUUGUGCUUUAAUCUGCCCGGUAGGUAACGCGUGCUCACUAGCCUGGUGCUCCGAUCUACCCAGUAGACGACUCACUCCGCCAUCUUCCGCAACGGACGCCGGGAGGGAGGGGGAGGGGGGGUGGAGGCCUCCAGAGAAAGCAAACCAAGAGACUCAGGAGUACAACCCCGGCGGCAAACUUCACACACACAAGCAUUGCAAUCGAAGCAGUAGCAGAAUUCAGCAAUUGCCCACAGGGCCCUCGGAGAUCACAGCGGUAACCCAACUCCCCCCCCCCCCCCCCCCCCCCCCCCACCUCCUCUCCAUUCGCCUUGAGUUUACCCUUCACCUUGUAAGGCCUGGAAAAGAGCAGGAAAAGCCCCACUGAGCCAUAUCAGUUUUUUCCGCACUCAAAGAGUGCGGCGCAAGUCAAAGAAUAAAAGACUGAACGCAAACGAAUUGUACAAACACGCGGGAGGAAAGAGUAAACACUGAGAAGAUUUGCAUUGUUUGACACUGAGGAGUAAAGGACGGGGAACGAGGCACAAGGAGUAAACAGAAGAAGAAUGCGAUGUUUCCUGCCCCGCCCUUCUCGUGCUUCCCAGCCAGUCGCGACCCACGGUCCCGGAUGGGCGACAGCUAAAGGGGCUGCCAGUGAAUGCUGAGCAGGCUGGCGAGCUCGGUGUCCGCCUCUUUGUCCCGUGAUUGGCCGCUGGACGAGACUGAGGCCGAAUGGAGCCAAUGUCCAACAAGCAGGAUAGCAACUCAUCAGAGGGAGACGAGAAAGCGUGGAUUGAUGUGCCGAAGAGAAAGAGGAAGAACAGUCAAUGUUCGGUGAAGAGCAUGUCUGGGUACAUCCCCAGCUACCUGGAGAAGGACGAGCCAUGCGUGGUGUGCGGGGACAAGGCGACGGGGUACCACUACCGCUGCAUCACCUGCGAAGGUUGCAAGGGUUUCUUCCGUAGAACCAUCCAGAAGAACCUCCAUCCGUCCUACUCCUGUAAAUAUGAAAGCUGUUGCAUCAUUGACAAGAUCACCCGCAACCAGUGCCAGCUGUGCCGGUUUAAGAAAUGCAUCUCUGUGGGCAUGGCCAUGGACUUGGUGUUGGACGAGUCGAAGCGCGUCGCCAAGCGGCGCCUGAUCGAGGAGAAUCGGGAGAAACGGAAGAGAGAGGAGAUGGUGAGGACGCUGCAGGUGAGGCCGGAGCCGGACACCGCGGAGUGGGAGCUGAUCAGGAUGGUGACCGAGGCCCACCGGCACACCAACGCCCAGGGCUCCACCUGGAAGCAGAAGCGCAAGUUCCUGCCGGACGAUAUUGGCCAGGGUCCGAUGAUGCCCACCUCGGACGGAGAUAAGGUGGACCUGGAAGCCUUCAGCGAGUUCACCAAGAUCAUGACCCCCGCCAUCACUCGCGUCGUCGACUUUGCCAAGAAAUUGCCCAUGUUCUCAGAGCUGCCUUGUGAAGACCAGAUCAUCCUGCUGAAGGGCUGCUGCAUGGAGAUCAUGUCGCUUCGCGCCGCCGUACGCUACGACCCCGAGAGCGAGACGCUGACGUUGAGCGGCGAGAUGGCCGUCAAGCGCGAGCAGCUGAAGAACGGCGGGCUGGGCGUGGUGUCGGACGCCAUCUUCGACCUGGGAAAGAGCCUGGCGCAGUUCAACUUGGACGACUCGGAGGUGGCGCUGAUGCAGGCCGUGCUGCUCAUGAGCUCAGACCGCUCGGGGCUGACCAGCGUCGAGAAGAUCGAGCAGUGCCAAGAGUCCUUCCUGCUGGCGUUCGAGCACUACAUCAACUACCGCAAGCACAACAUUCCCCACUUCUGGCCCAAGCUGCUGAUGAAGGUGACGGACCUGCGCAUGAUCGGGGCUUGCCACGCCAGCCGCUUCCUCCACAUGAAAGUGGAGUGUCCCAACGAACUCUUUCCCCCGCUCUUCCUGGAGGUCUUUGAGGACCAGGAAGUGUAAAAAAAAAAGAAAAACACGCUUGGGAAAAGUGUGUAAAAGACAAGAGGAGAAAACUGGAUUUUUAUUUUUUUUUCCCUUCGGUAAAAACAUGAUUUUUUUUUUCUUUUAUUUUUUCCCUUUUUUAUUUGAGUAACUCACAAGACCCGCCCACUUGCCACCAGCAAACACACAUCAGACAGAAACACACUGGCAAUCUGUCAUUCUGAGAGGUGCACACACACACACACACAAACACACACACACACACACACACACACACACACAGAGCAUUUGUAUAGAUAGUAUAUUUAUAUAGAUAUCCACACACUGCCAUAAAAGUACAGUAUGUCUAUAUGCAAACACCUUUUGCAGCUGCAUGGAUGAACAGCUGUACUAUUCCUGGGACUAAUGCAAACCGAGGGGCUUGGCUGUGUCUCUACUAGCUGAACACCCUCCUCAGACAGCCUGACCAUUAGCUCCUCAGACAACCCCUACAAACGCCCUCACCCCCUGCGUCUCCCCCCGACUGACUGCAGAGGCGUCCUCCAGUCUGUGCUUGCAGCCCGACCCUUCGUCCGCCGAGGCCCUGACAGUGUCCUUCCUACCUACCUACCUACCUACCUACCUCCCUCACGAUCCGACCUCUCUUAUCUUUCUCCUGUACGCGCUGAGAAGUGCGCGACGUACAUGCACAGAACGCACCCCUACACAGUUACCUCAUACAUUGCAAAAAUGUGUUUCCUCGUUUAUCGUGUGGGCGGCGGCGGUGCGAUUAGGAAACGCUGAGCUACGCAGUCCUCAUUUACCUCUACCGUUAUGUACAGUUUAUUAUUUAUAGACAUGCAACACGUAAACGCAGCAUUCAUAAGCCAUUAUGUAGUCAUUAUUAUGCAUUAAAUGCGUGGCAUGUCACGGAUGGUGCUUUCUGUGAUCACGGAACGAGGAGGUGGCAUUGAUAUCCAUAUUUGUACAGUAUAUGAUAGUUAUUUUCUCAAUGGAAAUACUCUUAUUUUUUUUCUUGCUCUUUCUUGCUGAAAGUUAGAUGAGAAGUUUGAUAUCAUACUUGGCCAGCAGCUGCAUAGCUUAGCUUAGCGUAGCUUAGCUUAGCUUAGCUUAACUUAGCACAAAGAGGAGAACCAAGGAGAAACACUUGCUCAUGUUCUGUCCAAUGUGUAAACACUACAUACGGUUUUUGAGGGGUUGAAUUAUGCUAAUAGGCCUUCCUGCAAUAAGCUAAUUUUUGAAAUCGCGGAGCAUUAAUACGUAUUUGAUAAUUUUCUACGUUAAGAUACGUACAAUAACCUACCUGAAAACGAAUUCCUUGAACUUAUAUGAUAUUACAACCGCAAAUGUGCAUUUUUCUUACUUUCGCUAACCAGCAGCUGUUCUUUUGUUUUGUGUUUUUUUUCUUUCUUUUUAGCAAAGGUGCUCUAUAACCAAAUAGAUUCCACUCUCACAUGUCAGAGAAGCUAAUUUGCGUAAGUGUAGUGCCGCCGUUAACUGCUACGAAGCCAGAUUUCCCUGUCGGGUUGGAGGAGACCAAAAGCGGAGCUAAAAGUGACUAAAUAUAGGAUUUACAUUCGCCGCAAUCACUGCUCCAGAUGCGUGCUAAUAUUGCAGUGAAGGAUGACCGUGCAGCUGUUCGCCAGUAAGUUUGCUCAGUUGUGGAAAAAAGAAAAAAAAAGAGUUAACGCACUUAAGACGAGUGAGAUGUUAGAAAGCUAUAUGAGCCGCUGCAGCCUCAUCCCUCCGAUACGUUCCCAGAAAGCACCGUUUAACGCAUGCGUGCAUUGAAGAUAAGAAGUGUCAUUGCUAUUUUACUCACUAUAACUUACACUGGACAUAAGCUCAUAUUUGUAUACAGCUCGACUACCUUUCCGACACAUACCUCCUUGUUUUCAUUACCUCACACACACCCACUCGGUUGUUUUGUAAUGUAUUACCUCAGCUGUUUUGUUGCUCAUCUCUUCCCCUUCCUCAAUAACCGCUGGGCCACGCACACUUCCUGUCCUCGUGAGUGUGUGUGUGUGUGUGUGUGUUUGGGUGUGUGUGCGUCUAUCCGCUCCAUAAUCCCACCACCUCAAACUCCCUCCGCUGUCUUGCGCUAGGUUUCCAGCGCAUGGUGGCGCGCGGUGUGGAGAGGGAGGGGGGGGAUCUGCGUCGACUUAGCUGUACCCAUUUCAAGUCCCGCCUGAAACUGACAGAUUCUACCUCACCUCUCAUCUCAAUGCAGCUGCCCCUCUGUCUGCAACACACUCUCACAUGUGCGUACACCACCGGCCAAAAGUUUGGAGACACCUCCUCAUUGAAUUCAAUGAGAAGCCGUCUCCAAACUUUUGACCCCGGAGGUGUAUAUACACUGUAUGCAGUGCACAAGAACAGUUGCCAGCAUGGACCCAUAGAGUGCGCUGCUCUUUUAAAAGGGCCAUGGAUCAACGAUUGAUGGCUGACGCGGCAGUAAAUUUUUUUUUCCCAUUUUUUUUUUUUUUUUUCUGUUGGUGUUCGCACACAACACAAGACCAAGAGUCACUUUGAAUUCUGUUUUCUUUUUAGGAACUUGAAAUGACAGUCAGGGCAGGGGUGACUUUGUGACAUAACAGUGUGCCGAUUGAACUUUAAGGAAACUGUCAGGGGACAAUGACAGCUGGAAGCUGGGACUCCAGUUGAAGCCAUUUUGGCCCUAUUGGGUCAGGCCAACAGACUCUUGUGGGUGGUGACUGGGAGGUAAAUAAACAGCAAGUGAGUCAGCAGUAUUCGUCCGCGGACGUGCUCCGUCCAAGGACGAGGUGAGGGGGAAAACGGCGAGCGUGCAAACCGUGGCGGUGUGACUCAGGCCACUUGCAAAAAAAAAAAAAAGACAAAAAAACACAAAAACGAAAACGGACCCUACGAUAGAUCUCGAGAUCCUUCCCUCGCCGUCGCAGCAGAAACGGACAAAAAAAAAAACAAAAACAAAAAAGACUUUCUGGGCGACCGUCCUAUCCCGAAAAAAAAACAGGAAUCAAUCACUGCUGAAAAGAUCUCCACCAACCAUCCACCACCGCCAAUUGCCAUCCACAACAAACGAUUAUCAGGUUUUUUUCUGUUGCACUAAAACCACAAUGUCUGUAUUCUUUAGUAGAACCUGAACCCCUCCCUCUAUCCUCUCCUCUUAACACCUACCUACUGUUCCUGUUCCUGCCUGCCUGUAGCAGUCUUAACAAUAUUCUCUCAGACACACAAAGACACAAACACAAAAAAAAAAAAACAAAGCUCAAGGUCCUCUCUCUUUCUCUCUCUCUCUCUCACACACAUCAUCUCUGUUAAAACCAACCAGGACUGUGACACGGCCUUUCCACGGGGCGCCACCACUCUCAGUGUUACUAACCUACCUACGUUGCAGGGUAUUUUAGCAGAACGUGCCGACUCUACAGGGAUACGCGCACACAAACACACACACACAAACACACUCACACACACACAGCAAUAGGACGACUGAGCUGUACAGGUCCACGCCCGCCGUCUCCAGGAGGCCUGCCGCGUUUGUACUCCGCUCACUAAUCACUGUGAAUGAAAAGCCAUGCUGCCACCAGGUCAUGGCUCCGACAGGUAACGGAUGGCUUAAGUUCCUCAGAUCUCCAGCGUCAAUGUGCCUCACAGAGGUCCGUUACACAUAUAUACACUAUACAGCAAAUAGAAUCAUAUAUUUAUACAUGUAUGUACAUAUAUAUAAAUAUAUAUAUAUAUAUAUAAUUUACAGUUACGUGGCAUUAGUGCUAUCAGUGGCUGGAUUUAUGCUGCCAGCUCCAAUCAGAUCAUCGAACCUUGACUUUUAUUAGCCCGCCUCUCGCAAGUACAAAGACUCCACGUUGUCUUUUUUUUUCUUUCCAGUUUUGAGACUGAAAAGUGUGUGAUUUAGAUUCGAGCUGGCAGGACAGCCCCUCCUCUCUAUCUCUUCUAUCUCUUUCUAUCUGUAUGUUUCUGUUUCUAUCUUUCAGCCAAAUGAUCACUGGAGAAAUCCUCUCGCUUUUUCUCUCUCUCUCUUUCUCUUCCCGUCCUCGUUUAAGAAAAAAAAUAAAAUAAAAACAAAUAAAAUGAAACACACCAGCAGCACAGAGCACACUGCCUUCAGCCAGGAUCAGUUGCACCAGCAUCGCAAAGAGAAAGCAACCGUCCUCCUCUCUCACACACACACACACACAAUAAAAAAAAGCCAUUUUACCUGGACGCCACCGUACCACUAACCUCAGACAGACAGACAGACAGCAGGGUGAUUCUGAUCGGUUUACCAACAGCUGACAUACGCACGCUUUCUCAUUUCCACGGCCGCGGCCGUAGCGACGAGGCAGCCAGUCACACCGGAAACGUUUUCCGCAUGACAACUCGAGACGAUGCCACGAACUGACAUUAGUCGAGCUAAUUUCGUGGCUUCAUAACUUUUUUUUUUUAAAACAAUAACUUCAACUUUAAGUAAACUACAUGGGUCAGUUUUUUUUUUUUGCAGAGUAAUAGAAAAGGUUUUAGACCACCGCGACCACUCUCCACACUUCAUAAACCUGUGAACUCUUUUACUACGCACCGUUACGACUACAGAAUUGUUUUUGUUUUUUUGGUCUCUCUUUAUGUUUGGUUUACAAUGAACUAAAAUGUGAAGUCGACGCUAUGCUCUGCCACUGCAGCACGGCACGGACACAACACCCUACAGACACCUGCUCUGAAAACCGUUCAACUACUGCGUUUAUUACUUACCCAGGGAAAACAUCUGUAAGUAAACAUCUUCACAUCGGUCUUUCCUUCACUAGAACCCCCCUCCCUCCCCCUAUCCUUUCUAACUCUCUCUAUUUAUUUCACUCUGUCCUCCUUUCUUACCCCCAACACACAAAACCUACCCCAACUCAUAGCACUCUUUGGUGGAGAACGACGACAAUCCUUGCAGGAAUAUGUCCACACGUGGAAUGUAAAAUACUGAAAUUGUACGAUUAAAGACACGGUGUGAAGUCCCACACUCAUGUUGUUUUUGAUGUUGUUGAUGUUGCUUUCGUUGUGCACCAAGUGUUCGUUGUUCUGCUUAUUCUAAGGUGGAGGAAUUUGCAGGUGGGGUUAAAAACCCAGGUCAUUUGACAGAUAUUUUCUUGUUUUCUUCUUCUUCUUCUUUUUUUUUUUAUAAGACUCAUGGUGUGAGGACUGAAAAUAUAAAAGCAGAGAGUGGUUAUAAUUUUUGGGAAGAGGAAAAAAAAAGUUUUUUAAGAUUAUUAUGUCGUUAUUGAUUUGCAUCUGAUUUUCUUGGUAAGUGAAUGUCUGUCCAUCUGUGUUGAUGCUUUACUGUGAGAUUAUGGCUGUAUAUGCACUUUUAGACCAUCGUUGUUGCAGUGGUAUCUAGUGCUUAAACAUCACCCAGGGGUCAGGGUUCAGUUUCACUUUAGCUAACUAGAUAUAAUAAGUCUAUCUGGGUAUAAAAGUAUCCUUUAUGAAUUAUCCCAUUGGUCCAUUUACACAUAUUUAUUGAGAGUUUUGGCUAGCUAAGGCUAAUAGCUGAGAUACUAGCACUGUAAAACACUUUAUAAUUGGUUAAAUGUAGAAUUGAAUAAUGCAAAAUGUACAAUUUGUUAGUAUACUAGACUUGGCAAAGGGUUCAUAUCAUUAAUUCUAACAAAAUACCAGAAGAAAUACCACAUUUCGAAUCCUAUUUGUCUACAUUUAUCGCUUCCCGCCUUUUCCUGUUAUUAUCUGAUUUGUUAACUAGCUAGCUAACUAUUACCAUUAACUGACUGUACGUCUGUUCAGAUUCAUAUCACAUUUCUUUUAAUAGAUUAUUAGUUCCUAUUUCAAUUACAGCUGACUAAAAAUUGAAUCUGCCCCAACUAGCAAUUAGUCUUUCUGCAAUCGAGACACAAAGAAGUCACUGCUGUUGAGCUAACUGGCUAACAGGCUACUUUCACGAACUGUUUACUACUAUGUAAACAAACUAUUUCUGUUUUAUGUGGAGUUUAGGCCCCAAAUGUAUUUUGUUGUAUCUGUCUGAAGUCUGAUAUUCUCUUCCCACUCUCUGAAUGUGUAAGGACCAAUGGGACUAAAGUCCAACAACAAGGAAAGAAAUCUGUUUAAAUUACAUCAUAAAAUGUCGUAAUUGGAUCUCUUUUUUUGUUUGUUUGUUUGUUUGUUUCAAAGGGACUGUGAAGAAAUUAUUGUCAGGGUUGGUCCUGCAAAUUAUUUUAACCUUUGUACUGAUAAAAAUAUUUAUAAUUUCUUUUGUUAGAGGUGGUGGUACAACUCUACAAUGAAGACCUUCCAAAAUCUCCCAAACUAUUCAGAGAUUUAAAUUUCCUUCCAACAUAAUAAACCUCAAAUAAUUUCAGUACAGUCCCUAAAGACACCCUAAAUAUGCUAUUCUGUUGUAAUGCUUAAGAAGUUUAUUGCUGAAUCCAUCAUCUGGUUAGUUGAAUUGAAAGAAUGAACCCGGAGUCCUACUCUCCACAGUUGCUUGGGCUGUAUCACUUGCUAAGCUGGGCGCGUGCCCUUAAACGUGAUCUGGAUCAAAAAAAACAACAAAACAACAAAAAAAAGGAGCUCACAUCCAGAUCUGAACAUGAAUCUGACCUCAAACCAGGGCUCAUCUCGCAGUGUACAGAUCUGCCAUUUCUAAAUCUCAAUGUUGUGACAAGAAUAUUGCUUUCGAUGGUAAAAUAAGCUUCACCGUACAAAAAAAAAUAAAGAAAAUUAAAGAAACACGUAAGAAAAAAAAACACAAAAUGGAAACCAAAAAAAGAUAUUAACAACUAUUCAUACCUCAUUGUACUGCUUUGUGUCAGAGUCAGAAAAAAUGGGGAGUGAUCAGUCUCAAGCAUGGAAACAAUCUUGAACAGGAGCAAAGAUGAUUACAUUUUUGAAUAAAAUGUGGUGGCUUUGAGUUUGUUUUGUUUUUUUGUUGUUUUUUUGUUUUUGUUUUUUUUUUGGUCUGUGACACUUGGAACGCCAGAUCGAAAAGCCUCUUCACAUCCCAGAAAUGUAAGCUAGCCUGGGCAAAAAAAAAAAAAAAAAGUACCACUCAAAAUAUGUCGCAGAUGUUGACGGGUGAAUUUGGUAAAACCUUUGCCAGAUCUGUUCCGGUUGUGAAGAUACAUCAUGGCAUUGUGGCAUGAAAACGAAAACAUGUUUUAAAAUGACUGCACUUAUAAGGAAUUGAAAGCAUUGAAAGUCGUGCUUUGAGUGUUUGUCUUCAGAUGGUGGAUGUUUAUUCCUUCUUGCGCGUGUUUUGCCCUGACAAACCAAGAGAGGACUCUAGCUUCAUCAGGACUUGCGAGGACGAGAGGGACGCACUGAUGAGUCGUUUGGCCAAACGUAACAAUUAAAGCGAUGUUAAAAUUAGACGUCAGUGAGAGGUGUUGUGCUCUCACACUGCAGGCCAGUUAAUUGUGCCUUGAACAAGAAAAAGUUUAGGACCCUGUGUCCCGGACUACAACUCCCAUGAUGAAAAUGUCCUCUCUUGUUUUUGUUUGUUGCUCCCUGAAGAUCCCCUUCACAGUGACUUUAUGCAGUAGCACCAACUGAGCCCUAAUUAGAGAAUCAGAGCGACAUCAUGUGAGCCCCUGCACAAGCAGUCGGCUUUUUUCUUGUUUGCGUAGCAGCCAUAGUUUUUUUUUUUUUUUUUUUUGGCAGAGCACAGUGUUGAAUGUAAAGCUGAACGAGAUGCGGAUGGAAGUCCCCCUCCCCCUCCCCCCACCCUCCCCGGAUGAGAGGGGCUUGGCGGUGUAUUUAAUAAUGCUGGUCGCGGGGUUUGUGUCGGGCACGGAUGUUGUUUGUCUUUGUUUUUCUGUGACAAAUCGUUCAUGGCACAAUCAGAGAAUGGCAUCUCAAUGGCUCAAAGCUGUUUGUGUUUGUGGCUAUGUGACAUUCAUUUUCAACAUUAUAAAAUUAUUUGAUAUCA